AUGGAAAGACUGUUCCCUAAAUUUGCAAACCCAACAACACUCCAUAAAACACUUUUACUUUCUCUUCCACAAAGAACAUCAUCAUUGAAAAAUUCGCUUGAGGUGUUUUCUAAACACAAUGUAAACCUCACCAAGAUUGAAUCUCGCCCCAAUAGGCUUAAUAAGAAGGUCAUUGAUUUUGUUCUAGAUGUUGAUGAAAACACAAAUAAGGAGGUUGUUGAUUUAGCAAUUAAGGAAAUGUUAAGUUUAAAAGUCUGUGAAAGCGUGAAAUACUUGGGUUUUGAAAAUAAUGUUCCAUGGUUUCCUACCAAGAUUUCAGAUAUCGACUUCUUUACAAGGGAAUGUUUAGAAGCUGGAGGUGAACUUCAAAGUGAUCAUCCUGGUUUUAAUGAUAUCGAAUACCGAGAACGAAGAAAAAAGAUUUCUGACAUUGCUUUGAAUUACAAACACGGUACGCCAAUUCCAAGAAUCGAUUAUACUGAAUCUGAAAAUCAAACUUGGAAAAUAAUUUACACCAAGCUCACAAGUCUUUAUCCAAAAUAUGCUUGUGAACAAUACUGCUCUUUGUUUCCCUUAUUCGAGCAAAAUUGUGGCUUUUCCCCGGAAACAAUUCCACAAUUAGAGGAUGUUAGCACGUUUUUGUCCUCAACUACAGGUUUCAAAAUUAGACCUGUUUCUGGUUUACUCACAGCACGUGACUUUUUGAACGCUUUGGCAUUUCGCGUUUUUCAUAGCACUCAAUACAUUCGCCAUCACUCGAAACCAUACUAUACCCCUGAACCAGAUGUCGUUCACGAACUACUUGGUCAUGUCGUGUUGUUGUGUGACCCAGAUUUUGCUGAUUUUUCACAGCAGAUUGGAUUGGCCUCUCUUGGUGCGAGCGAUGCCGAAAUCGAUCGCCUCGUUCGGUUGUAUUGGUAUACUGUUGAAUUUGGUGUUGUUAAGGAAGACGCUCAAAUUAAAGCAUAUGGUGCUGGUUUGCUAAGCAGCUUUGGUGAGCUGGAAUAUAGCUGCACAGGUAGAUCGGCAGAAACAGAUCAAGUGCCACAGUAUCUUCCUUUUGUGCCAGAAGAUGCAGCCAUGAGACCGUAUCCUAUUACUCACUACCAACCAGUCUAUUACGUUGUUCAAAGUCUUGAAUCCUGUAAGGAUCUGAUACGGAGAUUUGUAAACAAUUCCACUGAAAGACCUUUCCAACUUAAAUUUAACCCCUACACUCAGACAGUUGAUAUACUCGAUAGCCAAGACAAAUUGAUUCAACUCACCAAGUCUAUUCAGAAUAAUCUUGAUUUGCUCAAGUCUUCACUUGCAAAAAUGGGUAAUCUCAAAAUGAAUUUAGAGAAAGAGAUUAACAAUUCAAAUUGA
Molecule: messenger RNA, 1365 nt
Organism: Naegleria lovaniensis
Lineage: Eukaryota; Heterolobosea; Eutetramitea; Acrasida; Naegleriidae
Exons: 2
Coding region: 1-1365 (454 amino acids)
Biological process (GO): L-phenylalanine biosynthetic process
Molecular function (GO): prephenate dehydratase activity; iron ion binding; oxidoreductase activity, acting on paired donors, with incorporation or reduction of molecular oxygen, reduced pteridine as one donor, and incorporation of one atom of oxygen
Source: RefSeq, a predicted model, not a curated record